AUGCCCAGAAGCGAGCCAACUUUCUUAUACAAACUUGUUCCGUCAACUUCCCCCGUGCGGGAGCCCAUUCCAGAUCGUCUCCCGGUCAGCGAACUCGAUGAGAUGUCUGGAUUCGUGCACUUAUCCACAGCACUUCAAGUUCCAAACACUCUGAAAUUCUUUUUCAAGGAUGAACCUCUCGUCUAUGUGCUAAGGAUUCCCUACGACCGCGUAGCAAAAGAUAUCCGUUUCGAAGAUCCUGAGGGCCGUGUAUGCGGGCCGCGACCAGAUGAGGGUUUAUUCCCUCAUCUCUACAAUGGACUGAAGCUUGGGAAGGAUGAAGUCGAGAGCUUGAGCAUAUGGACUAACGAGGGCGGUUGGGACAAGCCGCUUGCUGCGGCAAAGCCAUGGCUUCGGUACUGA
Aspergillus nidulans FGSC A4 is the source of this 402-nucleotide messenger RNA. Its product is annotated as DUF952 domain-containing protein. NCBI's taxonomy places the organism in Eukaryota, Fungi, Ascomycota, Eurotiomycetes, Eurotiales, Aspergillaceae. The coding region runs from base 1 to 402 and encodes 133 amino acids. The record is from RefSeq and is a predicted model, not a curated record. The transcript has 2 exons.